AGCAGUUCAGGCCGUUGACCGGAGACGCACACAGCAGACAGCAGAGACGAUGCAGCCCUCGCACGCGCUUGCCGCCGCUCUCAUCGUUCUGCUCGCGCUCCAGCAGUCGGAGGGAUUCUGGCUUUUUAACGUCAUCUUUCCGCCGACCGCCGGCCCGCAUGAAGUGAGCAACAGCACGCCGCCUCUUAUCAUCGUGCCAGGGAAUAUCGGCAAUCGCCUGGAGGCCAAAAUAGACAAACCCAUGCUGGUGCACUGGCUCUGCUACAAGAAGACCGAGGACUGGUUUCCGCUGUGGAUUGACCUCAAUAUGUUCAUGCCCAUCGGCGUUGACUGCUGGAUUGACAACAUUAGGAUUGUGUAUAACCGAACGACUCGCAGGACUUCCAACUCUCCUGGUGUGGAAGUGCGUGUCCCUGGAUUUGGCCAGACAUACUCUAUAGAGUUCCUGGAUAACAACAAUCUGGCAGGUUAUUUUCACACCAUGGUUGAACAUUUGGUCAGUAUUGGAUAUGUGCGCAACAAGACUGUUCAGGCAGCACCGUAUGACUGGAGGAUUGCCCCAAAUGAGCAGGCUGAGUAUUUUGCACGGCUAAAGAGCCUCGUGGAGGAGAUGCACAAUGAGUACAAGCAACCUGUCCACCUGCUGGGCCACAGCAUGGGAGGACUUUACAUCCUCUACUUCCUCAACCAGCAAAGCCAGGCCUGGAAAGAUCAAUACAUCAAGAGCUUCAUCUCACUGGGAGCUCCAUGGGGUGGAUGUGUGAAGCCCCUCAGAGUUUUAGCAUCAGGCGACAACGAUGGCAUCCCUCUGGUGUCCUCAAUCAAGAUCCGUGAGGAACAGCGCAUGACCACCACCAACCCAUGGAUGAUCCCAUCUCAGGAUGCAUGGCCCGAGGACCAUGUUUUUAUCUCCACGCCAAGCUUCAACUACACCCAUCAGGACUACCGUCGCUUCUUCAACGACAUUAACUUUGAGGACGGUUGGCACAUGUGGGAGGACACAAGGAACCUCACGGCAGACCUCCCCGCCCCCGGAGUCGAGGUCCACUGUUUCUACGGUGUUGGCCUACCCACGCCAGUCACCUACAUCUAUGACGAGAAGUUCCCGAACAGUGAUCCAGUGAACUUUCUGUACAAGGACGGGGACGAUACGGUGGACAGCCACAGCAUGAGCUUGUGUAAGCGCUGGACAGGUAAACAGCAGCAACCGGUGUACGUGACAGAAUUCAACGGCAUGGCUCACCUCGACAUCGUCUUCAACCACAACGUCCUCAGUGCCAUCCAGGAGAUCCUACAGGGAACGGUUCAGAAGGACGAGGCCGUCCGUACUAUUUUUGUCAAACAGUCUCAGCGGCGCAAACUUAUCAACCAGAGCCCUUAAAUAAUGCUCGGCUUGAUUUCAUAAAUGCAGAGUGUUUAACUUUAAAGAUUGCAAAGAGAGUUGAUGUGCAUUAGGACGUAUGACUGAAACAAAGUAGGUCCUUUACUAUGUGGACUUUUGUGUAUAUAUUCACAAACAUAACCAGUUUGUAUAGAAUAUACAGAUUCAACAAUAUGUACAGGUUAAAUAUGUAUCAGUAAUCACAUGUACAUCCAUCGUCUCUUGUCCUUUUUUUAGCUUCGGUUUUGCUAAAUAUGACUGACUGUCACUGCCUGCUGGACAAAACAGUCAUCAUUAUUUUUCAAUAUAUAUAGUUUGUAAAGUUUAAUGUCUAAUGUUUAAUGUCUGUUUAAAUUUUACAUCUAUUUUACUGUCCGGUAUUCCUAUUAUUAGAUUAUGUUUUAAAUUUUAGCAGCACUCAGCCCUCUGUACAUUUCUUUUUUGUAUUGGAAACUUAAAUGUCCUUAAAUAAAACUU
Molecule: messenger RNA, 1858 nt
Organism: Tachysurus vachellii
Lineage: Eukaryota; Metazoa; Chordata; Actinopteri; Siluriformes; Bagridae
Gene: lcat
Product: lecithin-cholesterol acyltransferase
Exons: 6
Coding region: 50-1381 (443 amino acids)
Biological process (GO): lipid metabolic process
Molecular function (GO): phosphatidylcholine-sterol O-acyltransferase activity
Source: RefSeq, a predicted model, not a curated record